CCUGACCUUCUAAUGACUAUGGCAGUUUUUCUGAGGGAGCUUUAUGCCCUUUAUAUUGCAUUGGUAUUUCAUUCCCGAGUAAGUAAAUCAAUAACGUGGAAGCCCAGAAAUACAUUAUUGCAUACGCAAUUUUGUUCAAGUUCGCAUUUUGAUUAAAAAACUGGAUACACAGAAUUAAGUACAGUUGACAUCCGCUAUCUCGACUGCCUGCUAUCUCGAGCAUUUGCUAUUUCGAACUAAUUUCUGUUUCCCUUGGUUUUGCUAUAGGGUUAAGUAUAGAAAAACCGUUCGCUAUCUCGACUGCUCGCUAUUUCGAAUAUUCGUUAUGUCGAACCGUUAUCUGUUUCCCCUCGACGAAAAGUGUUCGCUAUCUCGAACUUUUUUGCUUUUGGUUAUGUGAGAAAAUUAAAAAUACGAGUAAAUAAUCUGUUUAAACGGCAGAUGACAGUUAACAGAUUAAGAAGACAGUGUUAUAAUACAAUUUAAAUGUUCAAAUCAAUGGAUAGAGGGGUAAUCCGAAGUUUAAAGGCAAAGUACCGAGCAGUUUUGGUGCAGAAAUACAUCAGAGCAAUUGAUCAACAAAAGUCUCUACAAAAAAUUAGCAUUUUGGAUGCAAUGGACAUAUUAGCCGCAUCGUGGUCUAUAGUAUCUGAAACGACAAUCGUUAACUGCUUUGCCAAAGCUGGCCUUUCUUCCGAAAAUCAACAUCAAGCAGCAUCAGAGGAAGAUGAUCCUUUUAAAGACUUGGUGGAAGAAUUGAUGAAACUGCGAAAUAGAGAUCAAAAAUUUGCUCCAGCCAACACAAGUGCAGAGGAAUUUAUUGACUGCGACGACCAAGUCUUAGCAAGAGCAGUAUUGCCAACUGAAGAUGAAAUCAUAGCUGAGCUAUUUGGUGAAGAAGUUGUUAAAGUUAAGGGUAGCCAAGAAGACAGCCAAGAAGACAGCCAAGAAGACAGCCAAGAAGACAGCCAAGAAGACAGCCAAGAAGACAGCCAAGAAGACAGCAAAGAAGACAGCCAAGAAGACAGCCAAGAAGACAGCCAAGAAGACAGCCAAGAAGACAGCCAAGAAGACAGCCAAGAAGACAGCCAAGAAGACAGCCAAGAAGACAGCCAAGAAGACAGCCAAGAAGACAGCCAAGAAGACAGCCAAGAAGACAGCCAAGAAGACAGCCAAGAAGGCAGCCAAGAAGGCAGCCAAGAAGACAGCCAAGAAGACAGCCAAGAAGACAGCCAAGAAGACAGCCAAGAGGACAGCCAAUAAAGCAACGACAACCCUUUGACAAAGCCAACAACGGACAAAAUAAGAGACGAGAUGGAGGUAAUAUUAAGAUAUUGCCUAUUCUCAGGGAAUUGAGAAGUGCUCCUUGAGCAUUUCGUUAAAAUGAAUGGUGUUAUAGAGAAGAAACUGGUUAGAAAGAGAAAACAAAUGACAUUAGAUGCUUAUUUUUCUUAAUGAUUUAGUUUGACUUGUAAUUUUGUAUUAAUGACUACAUAUCUUUUUUUGCUGCCUGUUAAACCUUCGAAAUUUAAAAAAAAAUUGGAUUUUUUGGGGUGAUCCGAUAACUCGAACAUUCGCUAUCUCGAACAACUUUUCGUUUCCCUUCAGAGGUCGAGAUAGCGGAUUUUUUUACCGCAACGGCGUGCCAUAGCCUCUCUUUAGCCGCUUCCUUCGCCUCGUACUCACAUAGAGUUGUUGGAAUCUGUGUUAAAAAGUUGAAAAGUGGCGAUAGGAAAUUGCAAAGAGUUUUCAAAACAUAGGGAACUGCAGUGAUGUGAGUUUUCAGCUGAGAUCAGAAAUCAAUUUUAAACAAUAAUAUUUACUAAAAAUUCUGAUCGUUUAUUGAACGUCAUUAAGUUUCCUUGUAUGAAAAUACCUAUCAACAAGUCAUUGGAUGGCCUUUAGGCCGAUCGCUAAAUUUGUCAGUCUGAAUACAUUA
Messenger RNA from Rhopilema esculentum, 1939 nucleotides. Lineage: Eukaryota; Metazoa; Cnidaria; Scyphozoa; Rhizostomeae; Rhizostomatidae. The record is from RefSeq and is a predicted model, not a curated record.